GUCGUUUUACAAGGGAUACUUUUGUGCUAGUCUAUAGUAAUGUUGGUUCGUGCCGGCAGACGUGUGCUUUCGUUUCCAUGCACAGCUCUCAGGCGGAGUCACCCUUUUUCCCUAUCCACCCCGUUGAGGUUUAACGCAUCGAACUCGGAUGGAUCGGUGGGGGCACCACCACCACUACAGCAGCCCCCUUCGUCUACCGACCAGCCGCGCGUGUCCCCUCCAAAGAAGCGAGAUUCCAUCAACAGUGUAACCUUGGUUGGCGUUGCGCACGACAUCCAGACGGGGUACGUAUUCGAAGACGCCGUCACGCAGUUCACACUCACCACCACUAGCCUUGAUACCACAAACCCUACUCAGGAGUGCGUCGUAGAGAAGGACCAUCACACGAUCCGCUGCUUUGGUGACAUCUUCUCGCAAGAAAUCAAGAAUAAGGUGGUGGAGGGUAACGUUGUAUGUGUGAACGGGCGACUGCGGUUGAACCCACAGUUGGAGCCCUCAUGCAACAAGUACUUUUACUUUCCUUUUAUUCAUGUGCAACCCCCUCAUGGUCAGGUUAUGGUAGUGUACAGUGACCGCCGUGCACCACCUUCCCCGGUGGAAGCACCGAAUGGGGAAAUCGAAUCCAGCCCUUCAGAAGAAGGCAAGUGAGAGAAUUAUUUCAUAACACUAUUGUUUUAGAGUUUAUUGUUGAGCCCUUUUUGGUUUCCUCUGUUGUCAAAGGGUUGGUGCUAUUCACAUAGAUUUGACGUAAUAAAUAUCUGAAAUGAUAAGCUAAUUUUUUCUGCAAAAA
Molecule: messenger RNA, 790 nt
Organism: Phytomonas sp. EM1
Lineage: Eukaryota; Euglenozoa; Kinetoplastea; Trypanosomatida; Trypanosomatidae
Source: the annotation of a GenBank genome assembly